CAUUAACCUAAAGUAGCAGGGGGUUUAGCGUCGUCAAUGGGAAGCACACGCCACGGUGGAAAAGCGAAUACUGUCUAGCUAACUUCCAUUUACAACAUGGGUUCCACGUCGAUUCCGUGUUUGUGGAUUACAUUUUGCAUUCAUUUAUGUUGUUUUAUGGACACUGGAAAAGCACAGAAUGCGAAAGAAGUGAUUCUGUUGGAUUCCAAGGCGCAGCAGACAGAGCUGGAGUGGAUAUCCUAUCCUCCUAGUGGGUGGGAAGAGAUCAGCGGGUUGGAUGAAAACUACACCCCCAUUCGCACAUACCAGGUUUGUCAGGUCAUGGAGCCCAAUCAGAACAACUGGCUUCGGACUAGCUGGAUAGAGAAGGGCGAUGCCCAAAGGAUUUUUGUGGAACUGAAGUUCACCUUGAGGGAUUGUAACAGUCUACCCGGUGUGGUGGGCACGUGCAAGGAGACAUUCAACUUGUAUUACCAGGAAACCGAUUCGGAGGUCGGCAGGAAUAUACGAGAGAACCAGUAUGUGAAAAUUGACACAAUCGCAGCAGACGAGAGCUUCACCCAGGGGGACCUGGGAGAGAGGAAGAUGAAGCUGAAUACAGAAGUGCGCAUCAUUGGGCCGCUGUCCAGACGAGGGUUUUACCUGGCCUUCCAGGAUGUAGGGGCAUGCAUCGCUCUGGUCUCUGUCAAAGUUUAUUACAAGAAGUGCUGGUCCAUCAUUGAGAACCUGGCCACUUUCCCAGACACAGUGACGGGGUCAGAGUUCUCCUCUCUGGUCGAGGUCGAGGGCAUGUGUGUCAGUGACGCCGAGGAGGAGGCCGACAACUCUCCCAAGAUGCACUGCAGCGCAGAGGGGGAAUGGCUGGUGCCUAUAGGGAAAUGUAUAUGCAAAGCGGGAUUUCAUCAGAAGGGCGAUGCAUGUGAACCAUGUGGCCGUGGGUUCUACAAGUCCUCGUCCCAGGACCUGCAGUGUUCGCGCUGCCCAGCACACAGCUACAAUGAUCGAGAGGGCUCGUGGCGCUGCGACUGUGAGGACGGCUACUACCGGGGACUCUCGGACCCACCCUCUGUGGCCUGCACAAGACCUCCCUCGGCGCCACAGAACCUGGUCUACAACAUCAACCAGACCACGGUCAGCCUGGAGUGGAGCCCGCCGGCCGACACGGGCGGCCGCAACGACGUCACCUAUAGGAUUAUGUGCCGUCGCUGCAGCUGGGAGCCCGAGGAGUGCGUGCCGUGCGGGGGUAACGUGGGAUACUCCCCCCAACAGGCGGGAUUAGUGGACACCUACGUGAGCGUGGUGGACCUGCUGGCCCACGCCAACUACACCUUCGAGGUUGAGGCAGUCAACGGGGUAUCUGACCUCAGCCGCACCCAGAGGCUGUUCGCCGCAGUCAGCAUCGCCACCAGUCAAGCAACUCCCUCCCAAGUCAGUGAAGUCAUCAAGGAGAGAGUGCAGCAGCGCAGCAUCCAGCUCUCCUGGCAGGAGCCUGAGCAGCCCAACGGAGUCAUCACCGAAUAUGAGAUCAAGUACUACGAAAAAGACCAGAAGGAUCGCAUCUACUCCACAGUGAAGUCCAGGUCCACGUCAGCCACAGUGAACAACCUGAAACCCAGCACUGCCUACGUGUUCCAGAUCCGAGCCUUCACCGCGGCCGGCUACGGCACCUACGGACCCCGGCUGGAGGUCACCACCAAGGAGGAGGCCUCAGCAGCCACCAUUGUCUCCAGCGAGCAGAAUCCCGUCAUCAUCAUCGCGGUGGUGGCCGUGGCGGGGACCAUCAUCCUGGUCUUCAUGGUGUUCGGCUUCAUCAUUGGGAGAAGGUACGCUCUCGCGGGCCCCAUUGACUCUCCGCUGCUACACUGUGGCUACAGCAAGGCGGACCAGGAAGGAGACGAGGAGCUGUAUUUCCAAUUUAAAUUUCCAGGCACCAAAACAUACAUUGACCCUGAAACCUACGAGGACCCGAACAGGGCUGUCCAUCAAUUUGCCAAGGAGCUGGACGCGUCCUGCAUUAAGAUUGAGCGAGUUAUUGGAGCAGGAGAGUUUGGGGAGGUGUGUAGUGGACGGAUGAAACUCCCAGGGAAACGGGACAUGUCAGUGGCCAUUAAAACCCUGAAGGUGGGCUACUCAGAGAAACAGAGGAGGGACUUCCUGUGUGAGUCCAGCAUUAUGGGCCAGUUUGACCAUCCCAAUGUUGUCCAUCUGGAGGGAGUGGUGACCAGAGGCAAACCGGUGAUGAUUGUGAUUGAAUAUAUGGAAAACGGCUCGUUAGAUGCUUUUCUCAGGAAACAUGAUGGUCAGUUCACAGUGAUCCAGUUAGUGGGAAUGCUGCGGGGCAUAGCAGCAGGGAUGAGAUAUCUCUCCGACAUGGGGUAUGUCCAUCGAGAUCUGGCUGCACGAAAUGUACUUGUCAACAGCAAUCUCGUAUGUAAAGUGUCUGACUUCGGCCUGUCAAGAGUGAUCGAUGACGAUCCCGAGGCUGUCUACACAACAACGGGGAAGAUGCAGGAUAUAAUGAAUUUGAUCUUUACUCCAGCCACUGACCUGCAUUUUACUGAACAGGGUGGAAAAAUACCUGUUCGAUGGACAGCAAUGGAAGCCAUCCAGUACCGUAAAUUCACUUCCGCUAGUGAUGUGUGGAGUUAUGGCAUUGUCAUGUGGGAGGUCAUGUCCUAUGGGGAACGGCCUUACUGGGACAUGUCCAAUCAAGAUGUGAUAAAGGCCAUAGAAGAGGGGUACCGCCUCCCUGCUCCCAUGGACUGCCCUCCAGGCCUGCACCAGCUAAUGCUGGACUGCUGGCAGAAAGACAGGGCCGAUCGACCCAAAUUUGAUCAAAUAGUUGGCAUCCUUGAUAAGAUGAUUCGCAAUCCCAAUACCUUGAAAACCCCGGUGGGAACCUGCACGAGACCUAUUAGUCCCCUGUUAGAUCAGAGCACACCAGACUUCACUACUUUCCGCUCGGUUGGGGAGUGGCUGGAGGCCAUCAAGAUGGAGAGAUACAGAGACAACUUCACCGCUGCUGGCUACAGCUCACUGGACUCUGUGGCCAGGAUGUCAAUUGAGGAUGUGAUGAGCUUGGGGAUCAGUUUAGUGGGCCAUCAGAAGAAGAUCAUGAGCAGCAUACAGACUAUGAGAGCCCAGAUGCUGCAUCUCCAUGGCACAGGAAUCCAGGUGUGAUGACAGACUACAGUGCCCCCUGUGGACGGGCUAUCUAGAGCAGCACUAAGGCAAAACCUCCCAGGAUAAUCAUUGAAAAUCAUGUGACGUGAUGUCGUCUCCUAUCUGACUAUUGUUUUCCGGAUGUUUCGGAAUGAAAUAAUUCCUGUGAUCCUUGGCGAAGGAUUUAACCCCUCUUUAGAACGGGUAUUAAGGAGAGAAUGACAGAAUACUACCUGAACAUGAUACCGAACUUAAACCGCUCUGAGGAACUCUCAACAACAUAUCAAAUAGAGAUGGAGCUUUGGAGAAUGAGUUUGAUACGUAUUACCUUGUUCUUUUAACCUCGUGAAUGAUUUUAUUUGUGCACCAUGAAAAUGGAUUUCACUUAAAAAAAGGAAAAAGAAAAAAGAUUUCAAACAAUUUGUUUAUUCCCCUUGCGGUGGUUUUUCAGUAUUUUCUUUACUAGUUUGUUCAUUUUGUUAGUGUCAGGAGCCACAGUGAUAUGGUGUGGUACGUACAGUAAUCUUUCAUUUUUAUUUUCCCCUUACAAUUGUUUUCUUCCUUUUUUCUAUUUUGGACUUGACAACAGGGUAAACGUUCCCAUCCAAAAGGAUGAAUAUGGUGUCUGAACAUUUUGGUGAAAAUGAUUUAGAGGUACUUUGACCAGUUUGUCUUGAGACACUACUGGCUGUUUUAACUGUUUGCAGUGACUUGUGUUUUUUCUUCCUGAUGUUUUUGAAGUGAAAAAUGGUAUCCUGCACCUCAGAUAAGUGACUUCAGAGAUAGUAGUAUUCUCUUGGUCGUUUGAAGCUUACAGGAGUGCUUUGCUGUAUGCAUUUUUCUGAACACAGAUGCUCCCAAUUUAUGAUGGAAAAUCAUAUUUCAAAUUUGUAUGUAGACGUUUUGAAACAGUAUGACACCAAUCAUUCAAAUUGAUUUAAGAUGGAUCACAACUUUUAUAUCUAAUAUCCAGCAUCAAAGUGGCAACAUUCUUUACAUGUUCAUGUUUACCACAUUAAUCAUUUGAUCAUAUUGUCCAAUAUGCUUUCAAUCUGAACUUUGAUUUCCGUUGUUUAAAUCAUUAAUGAACGUUUCCACAGAUAGCUCUACAGAAAGAUUGUAUUGAAACUUAAUGAGAUGACUUGAUCCACCGCAAAUGGUGUUGCCAUUGAAAUGCCCCCCCCCCCACCCCAAAAUGUUGCAGCAAACGGUAUUUGUUUCGUAUUUUAGUGAAUACAGUAGUUGAGGGUGAAUCUAGGAAAUGCUGUGUACAUUCUUUCUAGAAGUAAUAAUGCCUUAAAACGUGUUGGACUAAUGUAUUGACAUUAUUUUUAGGCUAUUCAAUGGCAAUGUUUUUUGCAGUUCAGUGAGGCAGGUCUUGUGUAGGGUUGAAUGGAAAGGUUCCCCAUUUUCUUUGUGGUAUCCUUUCAUGCAGGUUGACGUUUAUUGUUACGAAUCUUUCCCUGGAGGCAGAACUGAGCAGUUUCCGCUAGAUGGGCCAGCUGCAAAAUCCAAAUUGGCUAUGUAAAAAUUCAUGAAAACAAACAUUCGCUUUUUGGUCUUAAUUUAAGGUACGGGUUAGACAUUAGGGUUAGCAGUGUGGUUAAAGCAAAGGGAAAGGGGGAUACCUAGUCAGUUGUACAACUGAAUGCCUUCAACUGGAAUGUGUCUUCUGCAUUUAACCCAACCCCUCAAGGUUAGGGUUAAGGUUAGAGUUAGGUUUAAAAUCAGAUUUGAUGACUUUGUGGCUGUGCCAGCUAGUGACCACCCUGCAGAGCUGCCUCCAGGGCAAGACUCAUGAAAGUAAAUGCCAACCUGCUCCAUUAAUCCUGAACUUGAAAAUCAUGCACACCUGCGUAUGCUGAAUUUCACGAUUGAUGAUUGACACAGUCAGUGUAGGGUAGAAGAUUGACCAAACAGAGCAAUAAUUAGUCCAGGUAGAAAUGGUCCUCCUCUGAGAUGUGAAGGUGCUAGGUUUUACAGAAAUGUCUGUUGUGCUGGGAUAAUAUACCGGUAUACUAAGUUAUCAAAUCAUUAAAUAGUAAUGCCACUUACGAAAUGGUAUCCCGGAAUAUGCUAAUGACUUAAUAACGAAGUCACAGUGUAUGACUAUAUUUGGAAUAUAUGGCUGUAACAGUGGGGUGAAAUGACAUUCAAGCAGCAGAGAGGCACACGCAUUAGUCAUGACAUCAUCCUUUCCAUUGCACCACACUUAAUUUGAAGGCCUUCAGUUUGGUAUGAGGUACUUACAGUAUCUAAUAACCCAAUAUCAUGAUAUAUAGAAAAUCCUGAUACUCCUUAUUACGAUGAUCAUACUGUGAAAAUCACUUACCGUCCCAGCCCUAGCCAUUCAGGAGAGCCAGGCAAACAGUAUGGGUGAUGUAACAUGCAUAAAAGUGUUUCCAUCCAUCCAUCCAUCCUUUUUUUUUUACUUCCCUUCCCUUUGUAUGCUAAUCAGGGCACAGAGAUUAGGAAUGGGCUCUGCAAAGAUGUGCUAAAAAGCCAACCUAAUGGUGCCAUCAGUCUUCACCUUUUACAACAAAAUGAAUGUUAUCAUAUAUGUCUUUAGCAUUGUAUUAUUCUCUGACGAAUGCUUGGUUCACUCAUUUCUUUCUCAUUAAAAGUAGGGAAAAUAUAGGUAUUUCCAACUGCAGUUGUGUAAAAAAUAGGGGGGGGGGGGGGGGUUUCACAGUAUUUUCAGAAGAGGUGGAUAAACAUACAGUACCAGUCAAAAGUUUGGACACACCUAGUCAUUCAAGGGUUUUUCUUUAUUUUUACUAUUUUCUACAUUGUAGAAUAAUAGUGAAGACAUCAAAACUAUGGAAAAACACAUAUGGAAUCAUGUAGUAACCGAAGAAGUGUUAAACAACAUUUUAGAUGUUAGAUUCUUCAAAGUAGCCACCCUUUGCCUUGAUGACAGCUUUGCAGACUCUAGGCAUUCUCUCAACCAGCUUCACCUGGAAUGCUUUUCUAACAGUCUUGAAGGAUUUCCCACAUAUGCUGAGCACUUGGCUGCUUUUCCUUCCCUCUGCGGUCCAACUCAUCCCAAACCAUCUCAAUUGGGUUGAGGUCGAGUGAUUGUGGAGGCCAGGUCAUCUGAUGCAGCACUCCAUCACUCUCUUUCUUGGUCAAAUAGACGUUACACAGCCUGGAUUUGUGUUGGGUCAUUGUCCUGUUGAAAAACAAAUGAUAGUCCCACUAAGCCCAAACCAGAUGGGAUGGCGUAUCGCUGCAGAAGGCUGUGGUAGCCAUGCUGGUUAAGUGUGCCUUGAAUUCAAAAUAAAUCACACACAGUGUCCCCAGCAAAGCACCCCCACACCAUCACACCUCCCCCUCCAUGCUUCACGGUGGAUACCACACAUGCGGAGAUCAUCCAUUCACCUACUCUGCGUCUCACAAAGACACAGCGAUUGGAACCAAAAAUCGCAAAUGUGGACUCAUCAGACCAAAGAACACAUGUCCUCUGGUUGAAUGUCCAUUGCUCGUGUUUAUUGGCCCAAACAAGUAUUUUCUUCUUAUUGGUGUCCUUUAGUAGUGGUUUCUUUGCAGCAAUUCAACCAUGAAGGCCUGAUUAACGCAGUCUUCUCUGAAAAGUUGAUGUUGAGAUGUGUCUGUUACUUGAGCAGCAUUUAUUUGGGCUGCAAUUUCUGAGGCUGGUAACUCUAAUGAACAUAUCCUCUGCAGCAGAGGUAACUCUGGGUCUUCCUUUCCUGUGGUGGUCCUCAUGAGAGCCAGUUUCAUCAAAGCGAUUGAUGGUUUUUGCAACUGCACUUGAAGAAACUUUCAAAGUUCUUGAAAUGUCCCGUAUUGACUGACCUUCAUGUCUUAAAGUAAUGAUGGAUUGUCGUUUCUCUUUGCUUAUUUGAGCUGUUCUUGCCAUAAUAAGGACUUGGUCUUUUACCAAAUGAGGCUAUCUUCUGUACACCACCCCUACCUUGUCACAACACAACUGAUUGGCUCAAACAAAUUACAAAGGAAAUAAAUUCCACAAAUGAACUUUAACAAGGCACACCUGUUAAUUGAAAUGCAUUCCAGGUGACUACUUCAUGAAGCUGAUUGUGAGAAUGCCAAGAAUGUGCAAAGCUGUCAUCAAGGCAAAGGGUGGCUACUUUGAAGAAUCUCAAAUAUAUUUUGAUUGUUUAACUUUUUUGGUUACUACAUGAUUCCAUGUAUGUUAUUUCAUAGUUUUGAUGUCUUCACUAUUAUUACCUAGUGUAGAAAAUAGUGAAAAAUAAAGAAAAACCCUGGAAUGAGUAGGUGUGUCCAAACUUUUGACUGGUACUGUAUAUUUACCCAAUUUUAGAGUAUUUGGCUGUAGCUGAUGCUGUCUUUGUUCCUGUGGACUCAUCAUAGAUACAUAUUUUUAAAGCUGCAGUUUUUCCAGUGAUUAUUUAAGAUGCCCUUCCAUUUGCCUGUAGAGAAUGAAAGGGUCUUCGGAAAGCCAACCCUGAAACACCAUCAUGGACUUUGGCUGCAAGCUUAGCAUUUGUAAAGCCAUUAGCGAUUUUGUCUAUUCUUUCCUAGAUACAUUUCCAUUGUGCUCAGUCCAAAGGGACUCACCCCUGUGGUAGGGGGAUACCUGGGAAUCAGACCUUGCCCAGCCUACUCUGGGCCCUGUGUCACAGACAGACAGAGCCACUCUUUAUCCAUACAGCAAAGCUCAGCAAUUGGGUCUAUGCCAGCCCUUUGAAUUGAAUACCAGCGGCGCAAAGGCUUUCAGUCAGCACAAAACUCCCCAGUUCACAGGCAGGCAGCAGUCAAGUCCUCGUUCUCUCCCCCUCUCCCGUUCUCUCUCUGUCUACUCUCCCCUGCUCUGAUCUCAAGCAGCGGGCCCCUGGGGGCCUUCACACCUCGGUGCUGGAGGCCCCCGCUCCCGCUUCCCUCUCUCCCUGUGAGUCAGGGGUCCUGUAGAGACAGCAAUUUGAGCCAAAUUGAGAUUAAGACGUGGAUACAAUCGAUCCGCCAUAUAAAUCAUCUGUAACCUUCACAGGCAAUGUCACCUUUUACUGUUCGCUUUUACAUUGUUUCUUACCCAUUUUGUAGUUGAGGAUGUUUAACUCAAUAUAUGGGGGUGUUAUUGUGUUUCAAUUAAGUUUAAGGCAGUUUGUGUGGCGGGUUUAUUGGAUUCAAGAAUGAGAAGUCAUUUAAAAUAUGAAGUAGACUGGUUAAUAUUUUGCAAACCCUUUGGACAAACUGUUGGAAAUUGUGAAUGCGCCUUUGCAUAGAUGGUGGAUAAUUCCAAAGAGUUCAGCACUGUUGAUGGUGUCAGAAAGAUCAGAGAUCCGAGGAGACUUUGUAUAUGUUCUAACUGUAAAACUUGUACAUUUUAUUUAUAUUGUUGUUGUUUUUUUACACACAUUACUCUGUAGUGAGCUCUGAAUACAUUGAAAAUGCACUAUAUUUUUCUAUCUCACUUGCAGAUGAUUACUGUCACGCAGAAUAUUUUAGUUGUACAUACUUUCUCAUUUAGGACCAAAGACAGCUGAUAGGUUUUCCAUUUAGAAUUGUAUUUUGUUUUUAUUUUUGCCUUUUAGUUUAAUGUACAGUAAUACGAAUUGUCAAUUUAUUAUUUAUUUUUCUGUGAUGAGAGUAUUGAGAGUAUUCAUUGGUCAAGAGUAUUUUCCCCAAACAGCAGAAGUGUAAAAUCAUUACUUAGACGAUUUCUUGUUAAAUAGACGUUUCUUUUUUGCUUCGUAACCUUUGUAAUAGACUGUACAUAUAUUUUUGGAAAUAUAAUACAAUCUCUAUAGAAA
Molecule: messenger RNA, 8915 nt
Organism: Salvelinus fontinalis (brook trout)
Lineage: Eukaryota; Metazoa; Chordata; Actinopteri; Salmoniformes; Salmonidae
Product: ephrin type-A receptor 7
Exons: 17
Coding region: 97-3180 (1027 amino acids)
Biological process (GO): protein phosphorylation; axon guidance; cell surface receptor protein tyrosine kinase signaling pathway
Cellular component (GO): plasma membrane; neuron projection
Molecular function (GO): protein binding; transmembrane-ephrin receptor activity; ATP binding
Source: RefSeq, a predicted model, not a curated record